This is a messenger RNA of Prosopis cineraria, 1278 nucleotides long. RefSeq names its product probable xyloglucan endotransglucosylase/hydrolase protein 10. Bases 110 to 1006 code for a protein of 298 amino acids. Gene Ontology annotation, cellular component: cell wall; apoplast. NCBI's taxonomy places the organism in Eukaryota, Viridiplantae, Streptophyta, Magnoliopsida, Fabales, Fabaceae. The transcript has 5 exons. Gene Ontology annotation, molecular function: xyloglucan:xyloglucosyl transferase activity; hydrolase activity, hydrolyzing O-glycosyl compounds. The record is from RefSeq and is a predicted model, not a curated record. Gene Ontology annotation, biological process: cell wall biogenesis; xyloglucan metabolic process.
UUAUUAGUCAUCCAUUUGUUAUAUACAAGUGACAUUUACUAGGUUCUAAUCAGAACUUCAUUUAGAUUCUUACAGCUAAACACCUUUGCUUGCUUUCAAAGAGAAAGCCAUGACACACUAUAUCACUACUCCGAGACUCGUCUUCCUCGAUAUUGGGUUAGUUUGCUUGGGCUUGUUUCAAGUCUCAGUUGCAUCUGUUGUUUCAACAGGGAACUUCAACAAGGACUUCUUUGUAAUAUGGUCUCCUUCCCAUGUUAACACUUCUGCUGAUGGACGAACCAGAAGCUUGAAGCUAGAUCAACAAUCUGGGGCUGGCUUUGCUUCAAACCAGAUGUUCUUGUUUGGGCAGGUGGACAUGCAAAUUAAGCUAGUUCCUGGUCAUUCUGCAGGCACAGUGCUAGCCUAUUACUUGACCUCAGAUCAGCCAAACCGUGAUGAGAUAGAUUUUGAGUUUCUGGGUAACGUGACUGGGCAGCCAUAUAUAGUUCAAACUAAUAUAUAUGCAGACGGGUUUGAUAACAGAGAGGAGCGGAUUUAUCUGUGGUUCGAUCCAACCAAAGAUUUUCACACUUAUUCUGUCCUGUGGAAUCUGCACCAGAUUGUGUUCAUGGUGGAUAGGAUUCCAAUAAGGGUGUACAGGAACCACGCAGAUAAGGGAGUGCCAUAUCCAAGAUGGCAGCCAAUGAGUGUGAAAGUGACACUGUGGAAUGGAGAUAGCUGGGCAACACGAGGUGGCCAUGAUAAAAUUAACUGGACAAAAGGACCCUUUAUAUCUUCCUUCACAAAUUACAGGUUAGAUGGCUGUGUUUGGAAAGGGAAUCCCAGGUCGUGUAGGGCAUCUAGUCCUACAAAUUGGUGGAACCAGUACAGCUUCAGCACACUGAGUUCUUCUCAGAGAAGGUGGCUCAGAUGGGUUAGGAAGUACCACAUGAUUUAUGACUAUUGCCAGGAUUAUCACAGGUUCCACAAUCAUCUUCCCGCAGAAUGUUCACUUCCCAAGUACUGAUAUAUAUAAUUUCAUUUCAGAACAGGAGAUAUCUCUUAUUGGGUUGGCAAAGAACUUCAAAUACCAGACAUUUACUGUAGCUUGUAUCAAUAUUUUUAGCUUAACUUCACCAAGUUUAUGAUUAGCUUCAGUAUAUGUGUAAUAUUGUAAGCCAGAUGUCUGGGCCAGCUGAAAUGUUUCGUCUGGCUAGUUUCCAGGUGGGAUUAUAGCAAGAAUAUGGUGAGAGAACAGUUAUUUUUUUCCCCCCUUUUCCUGGAUGAUUUGCAACUUGG